This is a messenger RNA of Brassica oleracea var. oleracea, 866 nucleotides long. Its product is annotated as ethylene-responsive transcription factor 9. Gene Ontology annotation, biological process: regulation of DNA-templated transcription. The transcript has a single exon. NCBI's taxonomy places the organism in Eukaryota, Viridiplantae, Streptophyta, Magnoliopsida, Brassicales, Brassicaceae. The record is from RefSeq and is a predicted model, not a curated record. The coding region runs from base 109 to 690 and encodes 193 amino acids. Gene Ontology annotation, molecular function: DNA binding; DNA-binding transcription factor activity.
GUUUUUGGGCGGUGCAUUUCAGUCAAACCCUCGUUGACCCAUCUCUCUCCCAAAAUAAACUAUUUUCUUUAUAAAUUUACCCAACAUCACUUCUGGUUUUCAUUACCAAUGGCUCCUCCAAAACAAUUGAACGCAAGUAACGCCGCCAUAUGUGAAGGUAGCGGCAGUGGAUGCAAAACAAUGUUGAAGGAAGUGCGUUUUAGAGGUGUGAGGAAGCGGCCGUGGGGGAGAUAUGCGGCGGAGAUCCGUGACCCGGGAAAGAAAACCCGGGUUUGGCUCGGGACAUUUGAUACGGCGGAGGAAGCCGCUAGAGCUUACGACACCGCCGCUAGAGAGUUUCGCGGCUCCAAAGCAAAAACUAAUUUCCCUCUUCCUGGUGAGUCUCCGACGAGAGACGGUUCCAUCGGCGGGUCGGAGAUGACAACGCGCCGGAUAGAGAUGGUGAGGAGAUUCCCGUUUGCAUGUAACCGGCAGAAUAAUGUCUCCAGCGGGUUACCACCGAAUGUUGCCGGUUUUUUCUUCGAUCCGUCAAGGGCUACUGCAUUGAGGGUUGAGCUUUCUCAAGUCUAUCCGGUUCAGUUUGAUCCGGUUAAUAUCGAGCUGAGUAUUGGUAUUCCAGAGACCGUAAAGGUCAAACCGAGAACUGAACUAAACUUGGAUCUUAACCUAGCUCCACCUUUGGACGUUUAGAUUUGUUCUUCUUUCUCUUAUUUUGUUUUUUUUUGUUUGCUGCAGGAAAAAGAAACGUUCGAAAUUUUCUUCUGAUACUUUUUUGUAGAGGAGAAAAUAUUUUUAGAUUAAUUUUUCUUAGAAAUUUUUUAUUGUAGUUUCUCUAUGAUCUUAAUUUCUCUAUGCUUCCUUCUAAU